UCACGUUCGCGUAACUUCUACGUGCGCGUUCACGGGUGAAUCCUGUGAUCCGUGCGCAUCAGCUGUCAAGCCGCACGCACGCAUACUACAGUAUUGUCUCCGAGCGGAGGUUUGUUUGGACAAACCGACUGAAUGUCGUAUUCCUCCGGGACCACCGGACAACUCAAAGUGUGGACACCGGGACACGACUCCGGAGGAGCCGGACUGAAGCGACGUGGUAACGGGGGGGAAGUAGUUUGACCCAUGUCCGCGAGGGUUUGAUGAGGUUUCCGGUUGUAACGUUAGUGAGACGCUAGUUCUGUAUCCAGCUCUAUUAGCUUAGCCGGCUAGCAUGCUAACAAGCUGAUGUAGCCGCGGCGCACUGGAGGAAAUGCCCCGGCCGCUCGUCUGGAGCUCUUUGAUUUGGUUAAAAUUAGUGUUUUUUUAAAGAAUUAUGACAUGUUGUUGGUGGAUGUGGUGAAGUGGUGGCAGCUUUAACGAGGAGUAGUGGCAGACGAGGCAGGAGGAGGAGGAGGAGGAGGCUGGGCUGCUCGGAUAGUUAUGAGCAGUGUCAACAUCACAACCGACACCUCCACGUUGAGCUCCUCUUUGGGCACCGACAGUCAGGGCUCACCGCUCGGCGUCAUCAACAACAACAACAAGGAGUGGGCUUUGGGAAGCGAUGGGUUCCCUUGCUGUCACGAGAUGAGUCCCAUGGACGAGACGGUGCAGGCGGGAAUGUCCUCGGUCCAGCCGGGACUGGACGGGCACCUGCCCUUUCUACACGCCGGGCACCGCAGCCCACAGGGCGGCUUGCUUCUGGACCUGACUUCCCCCGGAGCCUACAUCGGCAGCGGGCCCCUGGAGUACAGCAACGGCGUCGGGAGCAAUGUCGGCCCGCUGUUCGAGAGAAGGAAGAGGUCUAGGUCCAACAGCUCCAGGCACCGCUUCAACGAGGUGGUGACGGAGCUCGGUCCCGAGGAGGUCCGGUGGUUUUACAAAGAGGACAAGAAAACUUGGAAGCCCUUCGUCGGGCAUGACUCGCUCAACAUCGAGCUCAUGUUUCGGAAAUACUGCGAGCUGAUCCCCAGUGUGGCGGACUCCCGGGGCAGCGGCGGCGGGGAGAAGGAGGAGGAGUGCGGUGGUGGUGACCGUGCGGAGGGCAAAGGGCUGAACGGUGCGGUGCCGGUGGAGACCAGGGCCAGCAGCGUGCACGGAGGCCGGGGGUCCGUGGACACGUCCACUGUGUCCUCAGAGGAGAGGGACCCCGACUGCAUUGAGAUCAACGUAGAGCCUGUGUGUGUCCGGGGAGGGCUCUACGAGGUGGACAUUAAAGAGAGGGAGUGCUACCCUGUUUACUGGAAGCAACAAGAUCACAUUUCAGUGAUGAGAGGGCAGUGGUUUAUUGACGGUACCUGGCUCCCAUUGGAGGAGGAGGAGAGUGACCUCAUCGAGCAGGAGCACCUGAACCAUUUCCGUGGGCAACAGAUGCAGGACACGUUCGAGUCCGACUUGGUGGUGAAGACCGUCGAUAGCAAAGAUGUUCUCUCCCACCUGCCCCCUUUCUACCUCCCUUUUCUGUUCAAAUGGAGUGGAUAUCAGACGAGUGCUAAAACUACAUGUCACAAGCGCAAACGCUGUCAAGCCAUCCGCAGUCUGAAGCUGAGUCGGACCCACGUGGAUUGGCACAGCGUGGAUGAGGUCUACCUCUACAGCGACGCCACCACUUCCAAAAUUGCUCGCACCGUCACUCAGAAACUGGGUUUCUCCAAAGCCUCAAGCAGUGGUACACGGCUCCACCGCGGCUUUGUCGAGGAGGCCUCACCUGAGGACAGACCCCCUCAGACUACACACAUCGUCUUUGUGGUCCAUGGGAUUGGACAGAAGAUGGACCAGGGACGCAUUAUUAAAAACACUGGAAUGCUGAGGGAGGGUGUGAGGAAGAUGGAGGAGAAGCACUUUUCAGAAAUCAGUGAGGAGCAUGUGGAGUUCCUGCCGGUCGAGUGGCGCUCCAAACUCGCACUGGAUGGAGACACAGUAGACUCAAUCACACCAGACAAAGUGAGAGGACUGAGAGAUCUCCUCAACAGCAGUGCGAUGGACAUCAUGUACUACAACAGCCCCCUUUACAGGGAUGAGAUUACCAAGGGCCUAACGCAGGAGCUUAACAGACUUUACACACUCUUCUGCUCCCGGAAUCCUGAGUUUGAGGAGAAGGGAGGGAAAGUGUCCAUAGUGUCUCACUCCCUCGGCUGCGUCAUCACCUAUGACAUCAUGACAGGGUGGGAUCCCGUGCGCUUCUGCCUACAAGAGGAUCACGCUGUUGAAGAGGAGCUGGACCUGCGCUGGGUGUCGUACCAAGAGAGGCACCUUUUAGACCAGCUGCAGCUCACAAGGACUAGGUUGCGAGAGCUUGAAAAUCAGCUUGUUACACUGGAGGCCUCUAAACCCUCUGCACCUCCAGCCCUCAAAUUUAAGGUGGAGAACUUUUUCUGCAUGGGUUCUCCUCUGGCUGUGUUCUUGGCCCUGAGAGGCAUCCGCCCUGGUACCAGCUGCCAUCAGGACCACAUCCUGCCCACUCCCAUCUGCAGCAGGCUCUUCAAUGUCUUCCAUCCGACAGACCCUGUGGCCUACAGACUGGAGCCCCUCGUCCUCAAACAUUACAGCAAUAUUGCACCUGUUCAGAUACACUGGUGUAGUGCCACAAACCCCACACACUACGAUGAGAUCCGACCAACCUUCCUCAACCCGGUCAAAGACCCAACAUCUGACACCGAGAGCAUUCCCAGCCCGAGCACCUCCCCUGUUCUUCCCCGCCGGCACUAUGGAGAAUCCAUCACUAAUCUGGGCAAGGCCAGUAUACUGGGAGCGGCGAGCAUAGGGAAAGGUAUCGGAGGAAUCCUCUUCUCUCGCUUCUCGCGCUCCAACAGCCAGCCUUCAGUGUCUUUAGGACUGGAGGGAGGGACAAACACUGAGGAGGAGGAGCAGAAGCGUGCAGAGAGUCAGUCAGCAUACGGCCUCUCCACCAUGAUUCGGCCCACCUCCCCCACCGUUGACACAUCAUUGGAGCUGGAGCGGCGCAUCGACUUUGAGCUCAGAGAAGGCCUGGUGGAGAGUCGCUAUUGGUCAGCAGUCACCUCACACACAGGCUACUGGUGCUCACAUGACAUCGCACUCUUCCUGUUGACUUUCAUAUACAAGCAGAAGACGACCUCUGACUUAGCAGAAGAGGCUCCAGAGCCAGACUGAGUCUGCACAUUACACAACUCACACUUGAAUAGUGUCUGACAACUCUAAAAGGGUUGGCGAGACACAAAAAUAGACUUCAUCCAUUUAUUUUUAUGCGCACAAACUGAUUAAAUACACUUAUCUCUUUCCUUUCUCUCCCUGUGAUCCAGCUUUUUUUAACACUUGGAAAUCAAGACUGACUAAUUUACGUAAUUCCAAGAUGUGCAUUUAAUUUUGAUUAGCUUUUACACAAUUGUGCACCCUAAGGGUGACAGUGUUGGACCAGGAACCCCUAAGGAGGUGCCCCCUUUACCAGUAUGAGCAGAAGCUUGCUUAUAAACAUGAAAUAAGAGCUGAAUGAGUUUGAUGCACCCAGUGGAAAAGACUUAACUUCGUCCCCAACAACAGCUGCAGCCUGUUGGUGAAGUGUCCACAAGUUUACUGUUGAUUAAUGCUUCUGUUCAGCCUCCUUUCCAGUGACUCAGUCUGGAGCCUUGUGACACACAUGCCUGACCCUCAGUCACUGAGGCUUUCAGAUUUAAGUUUUCUUUGACAUUGAGGAGAAAGAAAUACAGCUGUCAAAAAUAGUUAUAUCUUUAAAACAUUUCUAACCUUUAACAUCUUUAGCUCUACUUUAUCUCUGAUGCUAACAAGCAAAUUAUAUGCCUUUCAAAAUUAGCCAAACAAUGUACACAUGAAGAAUGUGUUGUCUGUUAUACGUAUGUAUAAGUAUCUCUGUUGAGAUAUCUUUUCUUUUUUUUUAACAGAACCUGAGGGCAUUAUCCCUUUAAAAAUGUUUGGGAAGCAUGAAGAGAAACCUAACAAACUUAUUAGUUUGUUUUUCCUAUUCUAUGCCAUAAUCACCUCUUUUUUAACAUUCAUUCCUCAAUCACUAAAUUAAACAUGAGCAAACCACCACUUUUAUACCACACACACACCUUAUCAUUUAAUGUUGAGGUUCCACUAACUAAACAGUUUUGGGGAUAAAUUGUAAUCACAAAAGUUACAUCUUAUCAUGACAUUAUUUUCCAUAAAUGUUUACAACCACAUUAGGCUUGUAUCAUGAUGCGUUAUCUACAUUUUCGACAAAGCAUUGAGCAUGUGUAUUUAUUUUCUUACACACAGUUUAUGAAUCCAGAUCGUAGUCUAUAACUCUCUCAAUGUCUUUUGCCGAACUCUAAACAAUCUUACUCAUUCAAACUUGCAUGAUUCUAUAUUACUGAUGUGGUACGGAGAUCAUUUUCCAUGCUCAUGUCUUUGUACCAAUAUCCAGAUGAAAUCCCUGGUACUAGAUGCAUUUUUUUCUUAAAAAACAAAUAUAUACAUAUAUUUUUCCUAGCGAUCUUCAGGCUCUUGUGGGCAUGAACGUGAUUCUCAUCUCGGGAAAAUGGGACUCAAACCUGUGGCCAAAAAACAUGUGUAGCUUGUUAAGCUCUGCUUUAGUGGUGGAAAGGCUGAUUUAUACUAAUUUGAAAGUAGCUUCUUUUUAUUUUGUGGCCAGUGCACACAAAGUUUAAGUUUUAAGUUUGUUUCUUGUUUGCCUUUUUUGUAAAUUGGUGACUAAUUCACACUUAACCCUUUUGAGAUAAUGAAUAUGUUGCAGCCUGUCUUUUUAAUUGUUUAAAAGAUAGGCUCCUUCGUGUGUUUUCCUAAAAGAGAAAAUAAUAUGGACAAUUAGCAAAAGCAAAUCAUGACUAUUGUUCUCUAAAAACAAAAGUUGCUGGUUAUCAUGACUUCUUUAGUUUUUUUUUUAGUUGUUUUUUUUUAAAUGGUCCUUUAACAACACAACCAGUAGCAAAUAUGCCGAAAUAAGAGCUCACUCACUUUACAUGGUGUCAAAUAAGUGGUAAAUGGAUGCUGGAAAAAAAAAGACAUAGCAGACAGUGCCAACACACCUCUAAUAACUGUGUUGGUGUCUUUAUUUAGUAGAAAAUCUCUUAUGAUUGUUAAUCGAUGUCUAAUUAAAUAAUUUGUUACACAACCGCAGGGGAUAAAGAAAUGGAACGACCCUCAGAUACACAUGUAACAGAUCACAUUGCCGUCUGUGUCAAAUUUUCCUUGUUAUAAUAUCAUAGUAAUCAAAAGAGCUUAUUUUAAUUAGCUACAGUGCGAGCUACUGCUUUUACAUCAACACCAUCAUGGGCUGUUUGGAAUCAAUGUGUUGGUGUUGUGUGUCUGUUACGUCCGCAAAAGCCUAAUGACUGAAACCUGGCUGCCUUGUUGACCAGAUAGUAUAGCAUGGACAAAAUAGAAGGGAGUAUGAUAUGGAAGAGUUUCUACAUUUGACCUGGUGGAUCUUGCACAUUCAUCAGCUAUGAGUUGCACAGAAAUGAUGUAGAAGAACAGCUUGUUAAUUAAUAUUUUUAUUAAUUCAUAAUUGCAUGUGUUACAUUGCAGCAAUAGAAAUGUGAAGAUGUUUCUUGGACAGCAGGAAUGCUCUUUACUUUGGAAACCUUGGACGUGCAAUGAAAAAUGCAUAGAACACUUCCAUUGUUGCCUCUGCACCUGAAAAUCACACUUGCAAAUACAUAUUGUAGGAGUGUGUACAGGCCCUCGUAACAAUAACAACAAUAUUGUGAUUCGGCCCGUGAGUUUCCACGGUGUAUCUGAAAUUUGCACAUUUUCCAUCAGAGCGAUUCUUGAUUCACUCACAGAUUUUAAACUGUGCUCACUCUGCAUGUGAAAUGAAUAAAUAAGCAACUCAACUGGAGAGAAUGAAAGAUAAUUGUGUCAAUGUACAUUGUACUUUUGACUACAUGAGCAUUUUAGCACAACAUUUUGAAUGAUGACAGUAUAUUAUAUUUUUUUUGUCAGAGGUACAAGCAUCAGGGAAAUGUCUACUGUGUUUUUUGUAGAUUUAACUAAAGUGUUGAUUCCAGUUCGAAGCCAUUAUUCAGUCAAAUGAUCAAGUGCUGUCAUGGGUGUGUUGUCAGUCUUUAAAAUAUUCAAAAGCUAAUAAAAGAAGGGCCUGCAGCCAUAUGUCAUCACACACUGGGUGAGAAAGAGAAAUGCACAUUGAAACUUACUGUGUUUUUGAAUGAAAUUUGUGUCAGUUACCACUGUUAACUUUGAAUGGGUGUCUGGAAAAGUUUUUUUUUUUGUCUGUCCCUAGAGCUGUGCAAUAACCCAUGCCUGUAAUGGAUUCUAACUGCCAUCCAAAGCAUUGUAUUUAUUUCCUUUUAUUAAAGUAUUUCUUUCCUUUUUUGGA
This is a messenger RNA of Paralichthys olivaceus (Japanese flounder), 6415 nucleotides long. It is a transcript of the gene ddhd1a, whose product is annotated as DDHD domain containing 1a. The record is from RefSeq and is a predicted model, not a curated record. Gene Ontology annotation, molecular function: metal ion binding; glycerophospholipase activity. NCBI's taxonomy places the organism in Eukaryota, Metazoa, Chordata, Actinopteri, Pleuronectiformes, Paralichthyidae. Gene Ontology annotation, cellular component: cytoplasm.